CGUCGCGCCGGAGUGAAAUCACCGGGCGCGAAUCGAGCCAUUAAUACGGGGCAGAUUAGUCGCGCUCUGCAGCUCGCGUGUAUUCCGACCACGUUUUUCCGGUUAUAUGAUCUUGGGCUGACUCUCAACCUGACUUUGUCAUUACAGUGACAAUGACAGAUGCGGAAGCAGUGGCAGGCGGAAUUGCUCAGCUACCAUGCGACGUGAAACCGCCGCUCUCGGGGGACAAGCUGCACCUAGUUAUUUGGUACAAGGAGGAGGCAGAUGCGCCGAUAUACAGCUUCGACACGAGAGGGAGAGACAGCCCGGAUCAAGGGAAUCACUGGCAGGAUCACAGCCUGGAAGGACGCGCGUUCUUUAAGCACUCCGAAACCCCCGCGAAACUCAUUCUGGAGAAGGUCCGCGAGAACGACGCAGCUGUUUACAGAUGCAGAGUCGACUUCAAGCAGUCACCGACGCGCAACAGCAAAGUCAAUCUAACGGUCAUCAUACCGCCGGAGCAGCUUAGCAUAUUGGACGAAGACGGCAGGUCUCAUAUUCCCCAUUACAUCCUUGGCCCGUACAGCGAAGGAGCGUCUCUCAAUAUCACGUGUGUCGCCGCCGGUGGGCGACCGCAACCACGAGUGACAUGGUGGCAGGGGACUGCUCUGCUGGACAAUAGCUACGAGACCGUGGAUGCUAAAAGGGUCCGGAACGUGCUGCAAUUGGAAAAGUUAGGCCGCGAACAUUUGCGCGCGUUCCUGACCUGCCAGGCCACGAACAACAACAUGGUGACACCGAUAUCGAGUUCGGUGUCGCUUGAUAUGAAUUUGAAACCGCUCUGGGUCCGGAUUCAAGGAGAGAACCGUCCACUUAGCGCCGGCAAGACCUACGAGAUAGGUUGCGAGGUUGUCGGAGCCAGACCGAGCCCGACGAUCACAUGGUCCAAAGGGAACAUGAUACUGCGAAAUGCACGGGAGACGACGAGUCCCGACGGCAACGUAACAACCAGCAUCCUCACAUUCGUGCCGAGUAUCGAAGACGCCGGAAAGUUCCUGUACUGUCGCGCCAGCGUGCCAGAUAUUCCGGACUCGGAGAUGGAGGAAGGAUGGAAGCUCGAUAUAUACCACGAGCCUGUGGUUACCCUCGAGCUUGGCAGCAAUUUGAAUUCGAGCGCUAUUCGGGAGGGUAUCGACGUUUACUUCGAGUGCAACAUCAAGUCCAAUCCCUGGGUUUACAAGGUUUCCUGGCGCCAUAACGGCAAUCCGCUCUAUCACAACACGGCGACCGGAACGAUAAUAAGUAAUCAGAGCCUGGUGCUGCAAAGUGUCACUCGCAGUCGAGCUGGGAUUUACACGUGCAUCGGCAAUAAUCAGGAGGGCGACGGCGAGAGCAAUCCACUGAACUUGGACAUAAAGUUCGUGCCGGUAUGCCAGCACGGCCAGACGAAGGUAUUCGGCGUGGCGCGGCAGGAGACCGCGAGGAUCCCGUGCGAGCUGGAGGCGAACCCGUCGGAAGUAUCGUUCACCUGGAAAUUCAAUAAUACAAUGGAGGCGGUGGACAUACCUCAGGCGCACGUCACGAGCGACCGUACACGCUCGACAGCCUCCUACACACCGAUGACCGAGCUGGACUACGGCACUCUCCUUUGCUGGGGCAGCAAUGACCAGGGCACUCAGCUCGAGCCGUGCGUCUACCAUAUCGUGCCAGCUGGCCGCCCGGACACCCCGCACAACUGCUCCUUGUUAAAUCAAACCACCGACUCGAUCUACGUGGAAUGCAUAGAGGGCUUUGAUGGCGGCCUGCCGCAAAAGUUCACCAUGCAGGUGGACCGCGAGGCCGGGUCCGGCAAGAGCGGCGGCCCCACGACCAUCUACAACCAGACGAGCAAGGUGCCCGUCUUCUCCGUCAGCAACCUCGACCCCGGCAGCAACUACGAGGUUUCCAUUUACGCCACUAACGCCAAAGGUCGCAGCGAGACCGUGCACUUUCGCGCCACCACCCUGAAUCUCCCUGAGAGGCGAACAGCAGGUGAGAGGCUGGCGCAACCACCCUCGCCGGAGAAUUGCACGAUCCGCGAGGAGAGCCGGACGACCGUGCGGGUGAGCUGCGCCGAGAGCGAGUACUUCGACGCGAACACGGCCACCUACGUACUGCAGGUCUUCGACGCCGACACCAGACGGCUGCUGGCGUCCGCAACGAGCCUGACGCCGAGCAUGCUCGAGGUGACGAAUCUGCCGGCCGAGAGGAGCCAGUCCGGCCUCGUGCUGUCCCUCAGGAUCAUGACGGCGCACGCCAUGAGCGACGCCACGGUCCUCCACAGUCCGCACUUUGUUCAGGAGGGUAAUACCAAUAAGGAGCACCACCGUUACCCAGCCCUCACGCCAGUUAUGCUGUCGCUGUCGGGUCCACUGCUGGGCGCCGUGGUGGGAGCCACAGCGGGGCUGCUCCUGGUGAUCUUCGUGAUCGUGCUCGCUGUCAAACUCCGCUAUCGACCCCGAUCUCAGGAGGACUCUCAUGACGACGGCGGCAUGGCGAACCUGGCGGCCUCGGGGACCGGCGCCUCGUCCCCGCGUGACAAAUCGUCGACCUUGCCCCUCAGUGCCGAUAGCAUCGAGAGCUUCGAGAAGAAUCCCGAUAUAAUACCGCACGCGAACGAGAAUUCAUAUGCAGAACUAUGCAAAAGUGCGUCACCGCGAUACGUGCUGCAACAGCAACGCCCGGAAACGAAUACCUUUGCAGCAGCAAACAACCAGGGCUCGGAGCUAACAUACGUCGAAUUAGCACUAAGGGGAAACCGACGAAUACCUCCGAAUUGCUACCAGCCCGUGCAAAUCUCCAGCAUCCAGCGGCCCCAGCUGCUGCCCAUGUCGACUUUGACGCGCAGACAGCCUAUCCAGGAGCCGACGAUUUACGCGCAAGUCGCCAGUCAUUCUAAACCGAUUUACGUGCCACCGCCGCACCCGUACAUGAAUCGCUCCAGCGACGAAACUACGGCGGAGACACCAUUGAUCGGACACGACAAUAAGAUCACUACGAUCAGCCAUUCGGGCAGCUCAAUCUGGCGCACCGACACGCCGCCUUCCUCGAACGCGCCAACGACAUGAUUUCAGCAAGCUGCAUCGUAAUUCACGAUUCCAUUUCGCUCCUAAACGUCUCUUAAUGUUCUCCCACCCCACUGCCCCUCGGAAAGGAAACGGAAAUAAAAGUACACAUCGAUCCACGUACGCGUUAAGUGAGGAGUUCUUCGAGGGAGGCGACGCGGGCCUCUCACCGGUAGAGAUUGUUAGACCUUUACUACGAGUGUUAUAAAUAGAGAAUUCGUUCGACGAUGAAAGUAAUUAAUGAAAUCGCGCGGAGUAUAUAUAUACACACAUAUAUAUAUACACACAUAUAUAGAUUAUUAUGCGCUUACCGAAUGAUUUGUGAUAGUGGUUGGACCCGGGGAAAGGAUUGAACUGUUUUUCAGCCGUCCGUAAAACUCGAGGCGGAGCGAACGCACUAUUUUGAUCCCGGAGCAGAGCGUUCGUUCACCGUUUCGCCGACCGAGAACUCGUUGUUCGAUGAAUGUUAUCGGAGAGUUGGCAAUAAUUACGUGUAAAAAAAAAAGGGUGCGCCGUUGCCUCGGUGCGCGGGGAACGGUGAGUUCCUCUGCAGUUUUUAAUUCAUAUCUACAAUACUCGCGAAUAUCACUUCUUUGAUUUCUCGCGCGGAAAGAGUCGAGCCAAAAUCGAGCAAAAUAAAAAAAGGUUUGCAACUGAAAAAUUGUGAAGCAUCCUCUUCAGUGAAAAUUACAUUAAUUCUCGUUCUCGCCUUUCUCUCGAAAUAAUAAUGCGGAAUUCAUUUCCAGGGCUUUUCAUAAAUGUAAAUCCCGUUAAGCCUCGUAAACGGGAACUCCCGAAAGUGUUGCGAUAAUAAUUUGUAAUAUUUACCAAUAUUGUAAACGGUAUCGAUAUGCCAAUAUCUCCGCUCUUCAAAGUUCCAUGAAAAGAGGAAUUCUGGUUGUUGGAGAUGUUUGAUACACGUUGAUUUUGACGAGUACUCGUAGGUACGAGUUAAAAAUCGAAAUAGCACUUCGCCCGCCUCUACGUGUAAAUCAAACAACGCCGGUGGAAAUAGAUUGCGAACGCAACGAUUUAGUGUGAUUGGUAGGAUAAAGUUAGUUGCGCGAUUGUUUAUUGUUUCGAUGAUAUAACCCAGUGUUCUUCUGCACGGUCGCAUAAAUCUUCGUUCGAUUAUUAUUUUCGAGAGGCUUCGUUCAAAUGCCAUUAACAUUCUAAUUGUUAGAAUUCGACAUGUCCCAAUCAUCAUUUUACUAUCAUUGAACUGUAGCACUUGCAAUUAAGCAAUUUAUAGAUUUUUAAAUGGGGUAAGAGAUAUUUCUUGGACCUACUUUCGAUCUCUAAAAAUACUAAAGUGUACUGUGGAAUAAAUCAAACGAUUGCACUGCCCUGAAAUUUAAUUCUGACCAUGUAAAAAAAAUAUAUUAUCAAACAUAUGAACGUGUAAAGAGUAGAUGGAUUAGAAAAGAAUUAGAAUUUAUUUCGAUCCUCGAAUCUCUAAUAUGAAAAUCAAAAAUUGUCUUUGCGGUAACUGCGCGCUUUUUUAGUGCAUCUUUUUUUUAUUCCGUUCAUUUCUUUCAUUCCCCGCGAGGAGGAUACAAUCAGGAAUUAUAAAUCCUCCAUUGAAAAUUAAAAUGAACUCUUGUCGGUUUCAUUUAUUUGCGUGAAGUCACGAGGUGAAAUUGAAGCAGAUUCGCAAAUUAAAAAAUUGUCUAACUUUAGAAAUGAAAUAUCGACAGACAGAAUAUCACGGACUUGAAUUUCUUUCGAUAUUUUAACUCGUCUACCUUUACAAAGUACCGCGUACGUUGGAGGAAAAAGCGACGUUCGUCGACGGGCUUUGACGUUAUAUAGCAACGGGAGAAAUGUCUUUUUUUUCUCGCUCUUCGGUUUUAUAGUUACCCGCUAUCUGUACAGUACUCGCUUAGCGUAGGCCGUUUUAUUCGGAACGAGCAUUAUAGAGUUGCUGAUAGAGCAGCGUAGAAAUCCGAGAACGUGGAUGAAAUGGAAGAUCGCGAUCGGUCAUCGAACGCAACGAAUCCUCGCGAGCUUCUCGUCGGAAUGAAAGGCUUGAGGAGGCCGGACGAAACGACGAUCACCUCCGAUAAUAAUGAUGGCGAUGAUGAAGAUGGAAUCCUCAUUGAUAGCUUCGUCACUUCGCAACACUUCGAGAAGACUGAGCGAAGCGCAGGAUUUGUAAUGCGCAAAGGUGCCAUAUAACAGAGACGGGCUUGUCUUUUAUUUGCGGUUUGUGUAAUCGCAAAUCGACCCUACGGUGUUUAUUAUAGGCGUCCCGAGUCAAGUAUUUGGUCCCGGGCCUCGAUUAUUCUAUUCUGUCUUCGUUUGGACCUCGGAAUCGGUUUAAAACUCCAAUUUGAGGUCCAGAUGAGUAAAAAAAAAGUGUUUAACAUCAUUCUAACUCUCAAAGAGAAUGCAAUAAAGUAUUUCAUCCUCUUUGAAAUUUCUUAGGCCGAAGACGAUCUACUGAACCUCUGUUCAUUGCAAUCGCAUUGGCCUCUUUGCUGCUGAAAGGGAAAUAGCGACUCUUUUCAGGCCUAUCUCAGGUUAACAAUUCAAUAUAUUUUCUCCGACACAAAGACCUUAGUUCGAUCUCAUUGCUCCCAAUUUAAAAGUUAUACGAGGUCAAAAUAUUCGACUCGGGGUACCGCUGAACUCGCGUCCAAGAUCGUUGUACGUCGUAUGUUAGCGUUGUUAAAAAUCGACGAUUAUCUAGAGAAAUGAUUUCAUGCCUUGUUGGGUGAGACAUUUGAACGAAAGACGAGUCUUCACGCGUAAGCACGAGAAGCGCCUUGGGAAAAAGUUACAGUGUUUGACACGAUGAACAUAUUAUACUGCGGCUGCGUUCCGAUAUUCACCGCCAGUAUUACUGAAAAUCUAUAGCACGCGUCAGUGAGUAUCGGAACACUGCCUAUAUUUACCUCAAUAAAUAAUGUAACUUUUCUCUGACGAGUCUUUUCACAUGUCCGCGUGUAAUUAACGGAAAUCCAGACGUUUCUGUUUUAAUGUCUCGCCCUGUUUAUAAAAGAAAGUAAAAAUUGUGUUCCGAGCAAUGAAAAGAACUCUCUUACAACUUGUUUCUGUUAAUAUUAAUUAAGAGUUUAUCAAAAUACGGGCUUUAUAGUUGACUGAGACGUAUUUCACAGUCAAAAUACUUGUUCUAGUAUUGGUUUUAAUUGAAAAUAAAGCCGUAAUUUUGUACGAUGUGCCAGAGGUAUCCACAAAGGAGAGCAAGAGAGGACAUUAUUUCCUCCCUAGAAAACUUAGCAAAAAAAAUUAAAAAUUUACUCUUCCUUUAAUAAGGAGGAGAGAUGCUGCACACAAAACUGAAACAUUUGCUCUUCUUUGAUAAAGAUAAGAGAUUGACAUACCAAGAGGUGCAUAAAUUUGAAUUUGUAAGUAAUUUAAUUUUGAAAGUCUGAAUCAUGUCCCUCCCUGGGAAAAAUCCUGCGGACACCUUUGCGAUGUGCGAUCGGUGCCAUUACUAAGCGGUAUGCAAUGUACGCUCCAGCGUAGGGCGCGAAAUUUGGAGGGACGCCUAAGGUCCGGUUUCACCAACGUUGUUUAACUUUAAGCUUAGCUUAAAGUUUAACUU
Vollenhovia emeryi is the source of this 6654-nucleotide messenger RNA. RefSeq names its product nephrin-like. NCBI's taxonomy places the organism in Eukaryota, Metazoa, Arthropoda, Insecta, Hymenoptera, Formicidae. Gene Ontology annotation, molecular function: protein binding. Bases 153 to 3086 code for a protein of 977 amino acids. The record is from RefSeq and is a predicted model, not a curated record. The transcript has 15 exons.